Lycium ferocissimum is the source of this 846-nucleotide messenger RNA. Its product is annotated as agamous-like MADS-box protein AGL29. Gene Ontology annotation, molecular function: protein dimerization activity; RNA polymerase II cis-regulatory region sequence-specific DNA binding; DNA-binding transcription factor activity, RNA polymerase II-specific. Bases 44 to 592 code for a protein of 182 amino acids. Lineage: Eukaryota; Viridiplantae; Streptophyta; Magnoliopsida; Solanales; Solanaceae. Gene Ontology annotation, biological process: regulation of transcription by RNA polymerase II. The transcript has a single exon. The record is from RefSeq and is a predicted model, not a curated record.
CCAAAAUAUCUGCUUAAUUUCUUCUUUAAGUAUUUGCUUUGCAAUGGAAAGGAAGGUGUGUAGGGGUAGGCAAAAGAUUGAGAUGAAGUUGGUUGAAUCUAAAGAAGCACGCUACGUUACCUUUUCAAAAAGGAAACAAAGCCUGUUCAGGCAAGCAAAUGAGCUUUCAACUUCGACGGGAAAAGAUGUUGGUGUUCUCCUCGUUUCACCUAGUGGAAAGCCAUAUUCCUAUGGCUCCACUAGUAUAGAAAAUAUAAUUGAUAAAUUCCUUGUUUGGGAACUAAAUAAUCCUCAGGUUGUCGAUCAACCUGAUGUGAGGAAAUCAUAUGUCUUUCAGGCAUUUAAUGAUCUUUGUAAUGAAUCACAAGUACUGAACAAGGAGGAAGAAAGUAAAAAAAGAAGGUAUAGGGUCUUGUACCCUGGUUCAGAAAUACCGCCUGAUAAAAACAGGUUAGAGCAGUUGAUAGCACUCAAGUUGCGAUUGGACAAAAUAAAAAAAGAAGCAAAAAAUAAUAUUUUGGCCGAGCGCUCCAAGUUUGAUUUGAAUGUUGUUUCUGAUCCCGAUGAGGGAGAGAGUUCUGAAACUCACUAAUGUGCAAUGCUGAUUGGAGUUCUUGAAUUUGGGACUAGUGCAACUAUCAAGUUUUUUAGUUUGGUCAAUUAUGUGGUUGUCUUGUUGUCAAGUCAGUUAUUUUAAGUGUUCGGUCGUCAGCGUAAAAAAAAAAAAGUUUAUGAAGUUCUUAUGUUUUUCUUGUCCUUUGUGUAAAUCCAAUUAAAUAAACUCUUCUAUGUAGGGCUGUUCACGGGAAAUCGAUAAAUCGAAUCAAAUUUGAGAAAAAAUCGAAA